GUCAAAGUCGUAGUUUAAGUGCAGACGAGUCAUUGUAGCCAUGGUAUAAAUAUCGCCCUGGAUAUUGUUAAGCGACAUCAGACAAGUUCAAGUUUCCGAGCUAAUCACAACAACCCAACAAGAUGUUCAAAUUCGCUGCUGUUUUCCUCGCCAUCCUGGCCUGCGCCUCUGCCAAGCCCGGCUUCCUGAGUGCUCCUCUGGCCUAUACCGCUCCCGCUGCCUUCGUUGCUGCACCUGCUCCAGUUGUCACCGCCACCAGUAGCCAGGUGUUUGCCAGGAACUAUAAUGGAAUCGCUGCUGCUCCCGUGAUCGCUCCAGUUGCCGCUCCUCUGGCUGCUCCUGUGAUCGCCAAGUAUGCCGCUGCCCCUCUGGCCGCUCCAUUGAUUGCCAAGUAUGCCGCUGCUCCUGUGGCUGCUCCUUUGGCCUACCAUUCGGCUCCUCUUGCAUACUCCUCGCCUCUGGCUUACUCGUCCCCUCUGGCCUAUAACGCAUUUCCUGCCCACGCACCAGUUCUGUUGUAAGAACCUUUGAAUAAACAAAAUCCGAAUUUAAGAAA
Molecule: messenger RNA, 556 nt
Organism: Drosophila guanche
Lineage: Eukaryota; Metazoa; Arthropoda; Insecta; Diptera; Drosophilidae
Product: cuticle protein 38-like
Exons: 2
Coding region: 123-521 (132 amino acids)
Source: RefSeq, a predicted model, not a curated record